Messenger RNA from Orbicella faveolata, 2056 nucleotides. Its product is annotated as tubulin polyglutamylase complex subunit 2-like. Gene Ontology annotation, biological process: protein polyglutamylation. The record is from RefSeq and is a predicted model, not a curated record. NCBI's taxonomy places the organism in Eukaryota, Metazoa, Cnidaria, Anthozoa, Scleractinia, Merulinidae.
AGGGGCUUCUAGCAGUGGUUGUCGAGAAAGAAGCUAAUUGUUUUAUACUUCUACUCAUUUUUUUAAAAUAAAAAGUGCUUCAUUGUUUUUAAAUUGGAAGAAAAUUCUAUAAACGGAAGUUUGAAAUUAAAUUGUCACAUAAGUGGUCAAAGAGUCGGUCAGUGAUAAAUACUUUCCCACCCCACCCCUACACUAGGGAUAAAGAAAACUAUUGUUGCCUUGGAUUCAAGAUGGCGUCCUUGAAUGAACACAGUCGAGUGAGGGAAUUGUUUGAUUCUAUGACCUUGGGAGUAGUUCGAUCGCUAGAGAAGAAGCCUGGUGUAACAGAUGUGCGUCUACUGGAUAGGCAACCAGCAGAAAAACAUAUUAUAUUUACUUGGGAGCAGAAAAACAUGUGUAUCCUGCCGGAUGACUUGAAGAACUUUUUCCUCACAACAAAUGGACUGUUGAUUCAGUGGAGCAUUAAGUUUGAUGGAAGUGUUUUACCACUGGGAAAGAUGGAACUUAAUCCAGUGGCAGGGCUGGUGUUGCUUUCUAAAGCAACUUCCAUUAGUGACGACAAGCCUUCAUUAGCUGACUUAGAUUCAGAUUCAGACGAAGAGGAUGACCAAGGUCAUAUCAAGCCACACUUUGAUAAUCGCUGCAAGCUUUUUGAACUUGAUCCUUGUGAUGGAUAUGGUAAAGUCUGCCUGGUUUACAAAGACAUAAAAGCUGGGGUAACAACAAGCCAACCAGAGAUAUGGUUUCUUGAUCGUUCACUGGAAUGGUGGUAUCUUGCCUCGUGUUUCACGGAAUACUUUAGAAUGAUGAUAGUUCACCUUGGUCUUCCACUCUGGCAAUACCUUUUUACUGCAACAGGUCUCAGUCCAGAAACAAAGGUCAUCAAAAUGAAGGCAUCAAAGUUGGACCUAGGCAACUACAGUAAUAGGCUCAACAUCUGCUCUUCUCUCGAGUGUGGACUACAUUUCUGUCAGAGAAGAGAACCUUUGGGGGAGGAACGUGAGCUCCUUUCCCAACAGCAGCUACAAUGGUUCAAUCUUUAUGCACCAACAAGAUUAGCAAUUGAUAUGGCCAACAUGGAUCAACAACCCAAGCAAAAACCAAGUGCAACAGAAGGAAACCAGUCUACCACAAACAUUCCUUUUAAUGCGUUAGAUGUAAACAGACUCUUCAAGGGUAAAUCUGACAAAGGAAAGAGUAAGCAAUCACAAGUAAAGAAACCGCCAGCAGGAAAAACUCAAAACCCAAGCCAAGGUCGACCUGGGCAGGCUGGUCGAUCAGCACCAAGAUAACACCUCAAGAUCUGUGUAUGUUUGAUCAGGAGAAUUUAUUUUGCUGUUUCUCAAGCAGCUUUCACCACCGUGGAAUUAUGGAAAUAAUAUGAGCCUGGUAUGAAAGAUUACUACACAAGAGAACAUGUUGACUUCAAAUUGAAGGCAAAAAGGCAGACAAUGGCAUGCCAGUGACUCACUUGACUUCCGUAACCUGCAGCAAUGUUCUGUGUGUGGCUGGUUAAAGGAUUUGAAAUUAUCCAUCAAAUAGUUAUUGCAGUUUAAAGGUUGUGUUUAUGCAACACCAAGAAAAAGAGCAAGACUUCCAUAAAACUCAAGUCUCUGAGCAGCCAACAUUGUAAAAUCUACAUAAUUACAUGACAUCAUUCUGGACCAGUCAUUAAGUGCUAAAUUAUUAUAUCUACAUUCUACAGUGAAAGAAUUGUUCUACUAAAAAGGUACCACAACAUAAAACAAGCUCAUACAGCUGUAGUGACAUCAAACUCUUUCUUUAUUUUGCUUGGUUACUUCUAUAUAGUUAUGUAACUGGGGCAUUCAAGUAAUCACUGUUUUUGAAGCUAUUUUGAUACUGCCAAACUCCACCUUUUUGGAAAAUGAUAGAAAUAUUACACAUGUAUGGAUGUGUAAAAUCAUAUUACUGGUUAUUUUGUUAUUGACUACCUUCAGUAUUGUAACAUUGAGGUUUAAAGUACAAUUUAAGAAAUUACCAAACAAUUUAUCUUCCUUGCUCAAUGUGGUAUCUUUUGUUUUCCUGCAAGCUCCCA